Anopheles moucheti is the source of this 3038-nucleotide messenger RNA. RefSeq names its product tRNA-dihydrouridine(16/17) synthase [NAD(P)(+)]-like (gene Dus1). Lineage: Eukaryota; Metazoa; Arthropoda; Insecta; Diptera; Culicidae. Gene Ontology annotation, biological process: tRNA processing. The transcript is spliced from 7 exons. The record is from RefSeq and is a predicted model, not a curated record. The coding region runs from base 755 to 2482 and encodes 575 amino acids. Gene Ontology annotation, molecular function: flavin adenine dinucleotide binding; tRNA dihydrouridine synthase activity.
UUUGUGCUAUAGAAAUACUAAACUUUUGGAUCAUAUUUUCCCGGUUAACGUCGUUGUAAACAGAUUUUUCACGUAGCUUCCGAGUGAAUCAACGAAUAGUGAGAAAGGGUGACCUAUCUAACACGAUCCGGUUCAGUUUUUCGAUGUGAAAGACCAAAGCAAACUACGCAGCUUCCUCUUCAACAAAAUGGCGUUGAAUGUGUCCUAGUGCUACAGUGCUUGCUUGCAAAUUGCUUGUAUUACAGUGAAGUAAGUAGUUUACAGUGUCUAAAACAGUAUCAAUUUCUUUCAGUUAUUACCUUUACCGUGCGUAAGAGUGGUUUAUCGCGAGUGGUGUUAUUUUGUGACGAAUUCGGUACAGUGUUUUGCGUGCAAAGUGACGGCUUCUUGUGUCCGAGCUUGCGUACAGUGAACAAUUUGAGCACAACCAACUUGAGCAAACACACGUGAACUCACACUUACCACCGUGGUCAGGCACAUGGACCAUAUUCUGCGCAGUGUGUGAUUAAUAUACCAGUUUUUUCCCACCGGAUUUUGUUUCCCGAAAAGCCCCAUCCAUCGGCCUAGCUGUGAGGACCUACGUUAACAGGACGCCUGGUGGAAUUAGUCGUCUAUUUUUGGGACAGCGGAGACAACUUUAAAUAGAGGAAAACCCAAGCACAAAACACGAACAGUAACGGUGGUAACGAGUAACGACAGUAACAUAGUUACACCGGCAGUACCUGCUACCAGCCAGGACCAAUCAACAACGGCAAUGGACAGUACCGCGACCACCAGUCCAGCCGGGGAAGCCCAACCAAACCGAAAGCUGAGUGGAUUUGAAUUUUACGAAAAAAUCCUUCACUCACCGCGGUACGUGGUUGCACCGAUGGUGGACGCCAGCGAACUGGCCUGGCGUUUACUCAGUCGACGGCACGGUGCACAGCUCUGCUACUCGCCCAUGUUCCACAGCAGCUGCUUCACGAAGGAUCCAAAGUAUCGAAAGGAUUCCCUACAAACCUGCCCGGAAGAUAGGCCACUGAUAAUUCAGUUUUGCGGUAACGAUCCGAAGGUGAUGUUGGCAGCGGCCCUGCUUGCACAGGAUCACUGUGAUGCGAUCGAUAUUAACCUUGGCUGUCCGCAGGCAAUUGCCAAGCGGGGCCACUACGGUGCCUUUCUUCAGGAUGAGUGGGAACUGCUGCGAGAGAUAGUAAGCACCCUGCAUCGUAAUCUGGCCAUCCCGGUCACGUGCAAGAUACGCAUCUUCGAGGAUAUGGCGAAAACGAUUCGAUAUGCCCAAAUGCUGCAGGACGCCGGUGCCCAGAUACUGACCGUGCAUGGGCGAACGCGGGAACAGAAGGGUCCGCUUACGGGGUUGGCCGACUGGAAGUACGUGAGCGUUCUGCGGCAACAGUUAAGCAUACCGAUCUUCUCGAACGGGAAUAUCAUGUCUGUGCAGGACGUUGAACGGUGCAUCGCGGACACGGGCGUGAACGGGGUAAUGACGGCCGAGGGGAAUCUACACAAUCCUGCCCUGUUCGAGGGUUUGAACCCGACCUCCUGGAGUAUGGCCCACGAGUAUCUGGAUCUGGUCGAACAGUAUCCGGCACCGAUUUCUUUCAUCCGGGGGCAUCUGUUCAAAAUGUUUCAUCAUCUAAUGCACCUGAAGUCGAAUGCCGUCCUACGAGAGAAACUUGCCGGAAGCCAUUCGGUGGCCGAAUUCCGCUCCGUCGUAAUCCAGCUUGAACAAAAGUAUCUGCCGUACCACGAAGGAACGCGACCGUGGAUGGGUGAAUAUGAAGGCGAGGAAACAGAUGAAGGUGAAGCACCCCAAACGACCUCACCGAAUCAUAAUUUGCACCUUCCACCGUGGCUCUGUCAACCGUACAUGCGUGCCCCACCGGAAGUGCACCGGCAAAAGCUGGAAGAGGCACACCGUCUAGCGAACGAUCCGACCCGUGAGAAGCGUCAAUUUUUCGACACACACGGCAACGAAAUUUCACGCAAACGCAUGAAAAAGAUGCGUCGAGUACAACGUCGCCCGAAAAACAAGAACCGUGCGCAGCAGCGUAGCUUAAACAGUGGUGCAGCUCCGCAGGACAAUGCUACCGAUGAUGGAGAGGACGACGUAGAAGCAGAAGAGGAACUGCAGCAAGAGAACGGUUCGAAAGCAAUUGUCCGGAUGAAUAUUUCCAUUACUGACACGAACGGGCGGAGGCGUCGAUUUGAUGAGCUGUGCAAGAAUGAGACACCGAAUUGUACGAACCCGAUGGGUAUGAAAUGCGAACAUCAGCUUUGCCGGACGUGUUGCAAAAGCAAAUGUUACCGGGAGAAUCGGGAUUGCGUUGGACACAAGAUUCGCAUCAAGUCGAGGCGUGAGAAAGCAAUCGCACUGACUCUGGCUGAGCAGGCAGCAAAGGAAAUGCGGAACGCAUCAGUCGAUCAACGACCUGGCAACGUAGAAAUGACACCGGACAAUAAAGUUUCCGACGAGCGAAGCUGAUCGGAACACACGCACCAAUCAUUCGGACGUAAAAAAGUACACCUUUGUUGUUAAGUGAAAAACGAGGCCUGGUUAUUUGUUAACGGGCAAAUGCAUUUCUCUCUGGAGUACGUGCGUAAUCCAUUGCGCAGAUGCCACAACGAAUGAUAUUGCUCUGUGUAUGUGAAAAGUUGGAGUGUUGAACUUGUUGAAAGAACGAUCAUAGAACUGGAGUUAAGACCAAACAAGGCGUUUAUUUCAACAAGAAUCGUCAUUUUGUGUCUGAUGCAGAGAUAUUUGUCAAUCAAAGGAUCUCUUUUACAUCUCUGGCACACUCACAGAGCAAGUUAAUGAUCCAGGUUGUAAUCGAAUAGGGAUUCUAUGUUAAACAUAACAUGUUUGUAUGAAGUUUGUGAAUGUGUCAACAGAAUGUUCGACAUGUUUGGGGCGAUUCAUCCGAUCGCGUUUGAUAGCGUAUUGGGAGAAAAUUUGCCAUUCGCUUUAUAUGAUGUACAGGAUGCUUUCAAAUAUUGUCGAUUUUGACUUUCUAAAAAAGGGCCAUUGUGGGUAAAAAGUA